AUGCUAUCCUUCCUUUUUGCUAUCCAGGAGAUCAACCAGGAUUCCCAUCUCUUAACCAACAUCACUCUGGGCUACAAUAUCUAUGAAAAUUAUUUCAGUGCAGGGAAGACUUCAGAUGCUUUGCUGGACCUGCUCUCAGAUGGGGAGGCCAAUGUCCCCAACUACAGUUGUGGGAGGCAGAGAAACACAGUGGCUGUUCUUGAAGGGGCUGAAAGUGGCCUCUCUAUCCAGAUAUCAUCCAUGUUGGGCACCUACAAAAUCCCACAGGAUGUCUUUUCUGUGAAACACUGGAGUCGGUGCAGAGAGAGGGGAAAACUGCUGACUGUGACCCAACAGGAAAAGGAUCGGAUCCUGAGUCUAGAUAACUAUUUCAUUUACACCACCAUCUGGGCUGUGGCCUGGGCCUUACAUGCAGCUUAUUUGCCUAGAUCCAAAAGGACAAAGACGAAAGGUGGUAAGAACUUGAAAACUCCAACACUGACAUCUUGGCAGCUUCAUCCCCUCCUUGCAAACGCCAAGUUUUAUAAUAAAUCCAUAGAUGGAGUGUAUCUAGAAGAGAAGGGAGACCUGACAGCGGACCUGGAUGUUGUUAUGUGGCUGCUUCGGAACAGGACAACUAGAAAAGUGGUGUUUGGUAGCCUCGAAAAACAGAGAACCCUGGAUUUCAAGCUUAUGGUCAAUCCAAAGGGUGUAGCAGAGAUCAGUAAAUUGAACAAGCCCCUCCCUCCUUCCAGGUGUGUGGAAAGCUGCCGUCAAGGAUUCAUGAAGGUGGAACAGGAAGGGAAGCCGAUCUGCUGCUAUGACUGUCUUCCCUGUCCUGAAGGAACCAUCUCCACCAUGGGAGAUGCAGAAGAAUGCAGCAAAUGUCCAGCAGACCAAUAUCCAAAUAACAACCGAGAUCACUGUAUUCCAAAGAUUAUAACUUUUCUAUCCUAUCAAGAAAAAUUGGGGAUCACCUUGAUUUCCAUUGCCUUGUUUCUCUCUUUCAUCACAUGCCUUGUCUUGGGAACCUUCAUUAAAUUCCAGGAAACUCCCAUAGUCAAAGCCAACAAUCGGGACCUCUCUUAUAUCCUUCUUGUUUGUCUCCUGCUUUCCUUCUCCACCUCCUUCUUGUUCAUUGGCCAGCCAAGGAGAGCCACCUGCCUUCUUCGACAAACAGCCUUUAGCAUCAUCUUCUCUGUUGCCAUUUCUUCAGUCUUGGCCAAAACCAUCACAGUGGUCCUGGCCUUCUGGGCCACAAAACCAGGGAACAAUGUUCAGCAAUGGCUUGGAAAGAAUUUGACCAACUCCAUCAUCCUUUCCUGCUCUGGUCUCCAAGUUGUUCUCUGCAGCAUCUGGUUGGGUAUUUUCCCUCCAUUCCCUGAAUCUGACAUGCACUCACAAUCUGGAGAAAUCAUUCUACAGUGCAAUGAAGGCUCUGUCACCAUGUUUUAUGGGGUUUUUGGUUACAUGGGGUUCCAGGCCACCAUCUGCUUCACAGUGGCUUUCCUGGCCAGGAACCUACCUGGGGCGUUCAAUGAAGCCAAGCUUAUUACCUUCAGCAUGCUGAUCUUCUGCAGUGUCUGGGUGUCCUUUGUGCCCACCUACCUGAGCACCAAAGGGAAGUACAUGGUGGCUGUGCAGGUUUUCUCCAUCUUGGCCUCCAGUGCAGGACUUCUGAUCUGCAUCUUUUUCCCCAAGUGUUUCAUUAUUUUUCUAAGACCAGAUCUGAAUACAAAGGAACAUGUGAUGUCAAAAUAA
Molecule: messenger RNA, 1740 nt
Organism: Pseudonaja textilis
Lineage: Eukaryota; Metazoa; Chordata; Lepidosauria; Squamata; Elapidae
Source: RefSeq, a predicted model, not a curated record